AUGGCAAUUCUAACAAGAACAACAAAAAUCCUAAGGAAAACCCUAAACCCCCAAAUCAAAUCAAUAUCCACCUUCACUCACCUCUCUCAAGAACCCCAACUCUCCACCGAUCCCCCAACCCCUAACCCUAAUUCAACUCCUUUCCCUCCAAAUCCAGCCUCCGGCAGCCCACUCUACAAUGAGACAAACUGGCGAAACCCAAUCCACCAAAAUCCUAAUUCCACUCUAAUCCCUUUUGGUAUCUUCCAUAACCAGACCUCUAGAAUCGAAUCAAUGCCUCAAAACAUGGACUUGAAUUCUCUGUCAAAUAUGUUUGCUGAUUGGACGACGUCUCAGAGAUGGGAAGAUAUCAAGGGGUAUUUUGAGGCGUGGAUCAAGUCACUUGAUAGAAACGGGAAGCCUAAUAAACCCGAUGUUAGCUUGUAUAAUUAUUAUUUAAGGGCUAAUUUAAUGAUGAAAGCUAGUGCUCGUUAUUUGCUUGACCUGGUUGCUCAAAUGGAGGAUUUUAAUAUUUCGCCCAAUACUGUUUCCUUCAAUUUUGUUCUUAAGGCUAUGUACGAAGGUCGAGAGACUGAGGCUGCUGAGAAGUUGCUUCAACGGAUGGAGCAGACAGGAAAAGAAUCGCAACCUGAUGAGGAAUCCUAUGACCUGGUUGUUACCAUGCUUUGUAAUAAAGGCAACAUUGAUGGAUUUGACACUGCCUUGAAAUAUAUAGAUACGAUUCUAAAACGUGAUUAUGUGUUGUCGAUGAAAGUAUUUGAUGAAUGUGUUAGAAACUGCUGUAACUAUGGCAGACUGGAUGUGCUGCUAUCCAUCAUUGAGAAGUGUAAGAAAAUGGAUCAGAACAAAGCUCUCUGUCCGAAUUGGAACCUUUGCAACUAUAUUGCUGAACUUGCAUUAAAAGAGGAUAAAAGCAAGUUAUUAUUUUGUGCCCUGGAGUUUAUGGCUAGAUGGAUUUCUCGAGGAGAGAAGGCAAGGCCUACCGUUCUACUUUCUGUGGAUGAAGGAUUGAUCGUGGCAGCACUUGGAACUGCUGCCAGGACCUACAAUUCUACUCUCCUGGAUGCAUCAUGGGCAAUCCUUCGCCACUCUUUACGUCAGAAGAAGGCUCCUAACCCAGAAUCAUAUGUCGGGAAGAUAUAUGCUCAUGCAUCAUUGGGGAAUCUGCAGAAGGCUUUUGCUGCUCUGCGUGAAAUGGAGUCGUGGCACGGGAGUUCUGAUAAGGAAGCAGAAGAAGAAUUGUUUUCACCAUUCUCUUCUUUGAAGCCGCUAGUUCUGGCUUGCUCCAAGAAGGGCUUUGAGACUUUGGAUUCGGUAUAUUUUCAGCUGGAGAGUUUGAGUCUUGCAGAAUCUCCAUACAAGUCUGUGGCUGCUCUUAAUUGUGUAAUUUUAGGUUGUGCAAAUAUAUGGGACCUUGACCGUGCCUACCAAACUUUUGAAGCAAUUAGUUCUUCUUUUGGGCUGACUGCUAAUGUUCAUUCAUACAAUGCUCUAAUUUUUGCAUUUGGAAGGCUCAAGAAGACAUUUGAAGCUUCAAAUGUGUUCGAGCACUUAGCGAGCAUGGGCAUUAAACCCAAUGCAAUGUCAUAUUCAUUGCUUGUUGAUGCUCAUCUCAUCAACCGAGAUGCAAAAGCUGCUGUGUCGGUGAUUGACAAGAUGGUUUCUGCUGGAUUUGCCCCUUCCAAGGAAAUACUAAAGAAGGUCAGAAGGCGCUGCAUGCGAGAACUAGAAUUUGAGAGUGAUGAUCAAGUGAAAUCCUGGGCUAGGAAGUUUGGCUAUCAAAUGGGCUCUGAAAAUCGCAGGGACAUGUUGUUCAAUUUGGAUUACAGCACUGAUUUUCCUUGA
Dovyalis caffra is the source of this 1845-nucleotide messenger RNA. Lineage: Eukaryota; Viridiplantae; Streptophyta; Magnoliopsida; Malpighiales; Salicaceae. The record is from the annotation of a GenBank genome assembly.